AUGCCGGUACUACUUCUAGGCCUUCACUACAGUUCUUUUGUAUACUUCUCCCCUGUAGAUUUCUCUGAAAGAUCUGUCAUGUCGAUCUUCAGCUUUCCUGACCUUGUAGAAUGCAGAUUACCUGGUAGAGAGACGAGGAUGUUGAAUGGACUCUUUCUCGACUUCCCAGUAAGCAACCACUUGGAGCUCUGCCUGCAGCGCGCACUCACGAGGAGCCUCGACAUGCGGCCGGCCCAUGGUGGCAGCAGCCACGACUUGUUUACUAAAGAUAUUUUGCUUGGCGGCUGGAUCUCGCCCUUGAUCGCAAGGAGAUUAGCACAAAGCUGCAGCGGGAUAGCUGGCUGGCUUUAA
Linum tenue is the source of this 351-nucleotide messenger RNA. The record is from the annotation of a GenBank genome assembly. NCBI's taxonomy places the organism in Eukaryota, Viridiplantae, Streptophyta, Magnoliopsida, Malpighiales, Linaceae.